Molecule: messenger RNA, 849 nt
Organism: Chenopodium quinoa (quinoa)
Lineage: Eukaryota; Viridiplantae; Streptophyta; Magnoliopsida; Caryophyllales; Amaranthaceae
Exons: 3
Coding region: 1-849 (282 amino acids)
Source: RefSeq, a predicted model, not a curated record
AUGGACAAAACAUAUAAAAAUGGUAAAAUUUGGACCAAUCAGGAGUUUGGAUCCAUUACAUUAGAGCCAUGGUUGAUAUUUGGAGACAGGCAGUCAUUUCUUGAUGUGUUUAAGGACUUCUGUGUACAAGAAGGGUUUGGGAUUUAUGUAGCAAAGAGUGACCCAACAAGAUUGAUAGCAAGGUGUGCUAUAGACACAUGCAACUGGAGGAUUCAUGCCUCCACUAUGAAAGACAAGGUCAGCUGGGCAAUCAAGUCUCUGACAGGGGAGCAUAAAAGCUGUGGGAGGUUGGAAAUAAACCCAAUUGUGAGUUCUCAGUGGCUGUGUAGGCAUCUUCACUCAGACAUUCAAGCCAAUCCUGACAUACCAGUUAAGUCUUUGCAGAGACUUUGUAUGGAAAGGUUUAGGCUACAAGUGAAGAAAAGACUCUUGUACAAGGUGAGGGCAAUGCCUAAGGAGAUUAUCCAUGGUGGUUAUGGGAAGGCCUACUCAGUGUUGCCUAGGUAUGCUGAAAUGGUGAAGCAGACCAACCGAGGUAGUUAUGCCCUGGUGACAUGGGGUGAGGCUACUGCAACUGAGCCCUCAAGGUUCAAGGUUGUUUCUUUUCUUUUGCUUCCCAAGAUUGAUGGGAACAAUGAGAUUUUUCUCAUUGCAUAUGGAGUGGUGGGUUAUGAGAGUAUUGACAGUUGGGGCUAUUUUCUCAGGAAUUUGAGGUGCCUAUUUGAGAAAGAAGGUUGUAGGAGAGAUGAUUGGACCUUCAUCUCUGACAGAAUGAAGGGGUUGACACAACAAUUUAUGAAACAUUCCCUAGAGCAACAAGAAGAGUGUGUUGCCAGCACCUAUACAUGA